Molecule: messenger RNA, 2036 nt
Organism: Gordionus sp. m RMFG-2023
Lineage: Eukaryota; Metazoa; Nematomorpha; Gordioida; Chordodea; Parachordodidae
Product: WD repeat-containing protein 70-like
Exons: 12
Coding region: 123-1952 (609 amino acids)
Cellular component (GO): nucleus; site of double-strand break
Molecular function (GO): protein binding
Source: RefSeq, a predicted model, not a curated record
CUUUCGUAUAUAUCAAUUUUUUAUCAUAACUUUAAUACAGGACAAUUUAGAGAGAAUUCGUUAAAUAAAGAGAAUGAGAUAUAAUAAUCUUAGACCAUAUUUUUAUUAAAUAGAUAAUAAAAAUGUCUAAAUCAGAUAAAAAAGCCCGCAGUUUUGUUAUAGAGGACAUGGUUAUUAAGGCCAAGGAAAAUUCUAAAACUUGGUUUAAAAAUGAUGAAAUUAUUGAUAAAAAAUCAAAUAUUUCAGAAUCCAUACAAAAAGUUUCAAAUAAAUCUGUAAAUAAUACUGAUAGUGAGUCUGAAGAUGAUAUUCUUGAUAAUAUUGAAACAAAUAAUAUAAUACACAACACAAUUCCUAAAUCUCAAUUUAUAUCACUUGCUCAUGGUGACAAAACAGUCACUGCUUUAGAUUUUGACCAUGCAGGGUCAAGGUUGGUAACAGGAAGUACUGAUUAUGAGUUAAAUAUGUGGGACUUUACUGGUAUGGAUUCUACUUUACAACCUUUUCGAACAUUGGAACCUGUUGGAAAUAAUCAAAUAACUUCUGUCAGAUACAAUUGCACCGGGGAUAUGAUCCUUGUAACAUCCGGAAGUUCUCAAGCUAAAGUAUUGGAUAGGGAAGGGCACAUAUUUAUCGAAUGCAUAAAAGGAGAUCAAUACAUUGUUGAUACCACAAAUACUAAUGGUCACAUUGCUUUUAUAAAUGAAGGAUGUUGGAAUCCUAGAAACAAACAAGAGUUUAUGACCUGUUCUAAUGACUGUACAUUACGAUUAUGGAAUGCUGACACAGCUGAUAAGAAACAUACCAACUUGUUAAAAAUAAAAGCAAAAAACGGGGCGAAGUCCAUACCCACAGGCUGUACUUUUGAUGGGCAUGGAAACAUAUUAGCUUGUUUAAGUCAAGAUGGUUCAAUUCAAUUAUGGGAUAAACGAAGAAAACUAGUAAAUACUAUAGCUGUUGUGAGAGGGGCCCAUUUAUUAGGCUCCGAGGGAACUUUGACUUAUUCCUACGAUAAUAAUUACAUAGCCACUCGGGCCACUGAUGAUACGCUGAAAUUAUGGGACGUCAGAACAUUAAGUAACAAACCUAUUCAAUCACCUCUUAAACAGUGGUCUAAUUUGUAUAACCGUUUUCCUAUGACAAACUGCGUUUUCAGUCCUAACGAUAGGUUGAUUUGCACUGCGACCUCAUCCGAUCCUAAAUUGAAUAUCUCCGGAAAAUUAAUCUUUCUCGAAAAGGAUUUAUCCAAGGAAAAUCCUAUCGAUACCUCCACUAUAAUAGAAGAAUUGGAUUUAACCUCUCGUAUAAAUAACGAGCAAAACGAAAAUACGGACAAAGAGAGUAGCGACAUUAACGAGAAGUUCGAAACUGACGGUGGAUAUUUGAUAGGUGGUGUUAGAGUCGGAUGGCAACCGCGAUUAAAUCAAAUAGCUUUGAGUUGCACCGAUGGGUGUGUUAAAGUCUUUUACGAUCCCGAUGUUAGCCAUAAUGGCGCUCUAUUAUGUGCACACCUAAAGCGGAUCAAAAGAAAACAAAUAUUUAAGGACGAAACUCCUUACAUUAUAACCCCAUAUGCCCUGCCCCUUUUUAAGGAGACUAAACCCAAAAAUGCGCUCAGGGCGGAAAUUAAAGCCAGAGCCGAUCCUAUCAAAUCUAGAAGACCUGAAUUACCCGUUAAUGGACCUGGGGCCGGCGGGAGAAUAGCGGCUACGGGCGGAACUCUCCAUUCAUUUGUCGUCAAAAACAUCGCCUUGCAAAACCCGGUUAACGAUAAGCAAGAUCCCAGGGAGGCUCUGCUUAAAUAUGCCAAAGAAGCCGAAAGCGACCCUUACUGGACUAAGGCUUACACCAAGACCCAACCGCAUGCUAUUUUCAGUGAGGUGAAUCAAGAUGAAAUCGAAAUAACGAAAUUGCCUAAAGAUCACGAGAAUAAAAAGAUGAAAUUUUAUUAAAUUUACUGUUAAAUUUGUAAAAUAAUGUAAUAUAAUUUAUAACUUAAUUUAUAGAAUAGAAUACUAUCACAGAUUUAUUAUUUU